Molecule: messenger RNA, 5540 nt
Organism: Megalops cyprinoides (Indo-Pacific tarpon)
Lineage: Eukaryota; Metazoa; Chordata; Actinopteri; Elopiformes; Megalopidae
Product: pleckstrin homology domain-containing family A member 5-like
Exons: 30
Coding region: 1-5025 (1674 amino acids)
Cellular component (GO): cytosol
Molecular function (GO): protein binding; phosphatidylinositol-4-phosphate binding; phosphatidylinositol-5-phosphate binding
Source: RefSeq, a predicted model, not a curated record
AUGGCGGCGGAUCUGAACCCGGAGUGGCUCUCCUGUCUCCCGUCUAUUUGGAGUUAUGGGGUAACCCGGGAUGGACGCGUCUUUUUCAUCAAUGAAGAAGCGAAGAGCACAACCUGGUUGCAUCCAGUCACUGGCGAGGCCGUUAUUACUGGCCAUAGAAAAACUCCAGAUUUACCAACAGGAUGGGAGGAAGGCUUCACGUUCGAGGGAGCGCGAUGCUUCAUAAAUCACAAUGAGAGAAAGGUGACCUGUAAGCACCCUGUCUCAGGUUCACCGUCACAGGACAACUGCAUCUUCAUCCUCAGCGAACAGUCAGUUCCCAAAGCUCCAGCCAGUGAGAAAAAGGAGCGGCCUCUGAGCAUGAUGACCGAGGCCUCAACCUACACCGGUGGCUCUGACUACUCCGCCCACACAAGCAGCUCUGCGGGCAGGCCCUCGAGACCCUCCAGAAAAGUCCACAACUUUGGAAAGAGGUCCAACUCUAUAAAGAGAUGCCCCACCGCCCCGGUUGUCAGGAGCGGCUGGCUGUACAAGCAGGACAGCACAGGGAUGAAGCUCUGGAAGAAGAGGUGGUUUGUGCUGUCUGAUAUGUGCCUGUUCUACUACAGAGAUGAAAAAGAAGAAGGAAUUCUGGGAAGUAUUCUCCUACCCAGCUUUCAUAUUUCCAUGCUUUCAGUGGAUGACCAUAUCAGCAAAAAGUAUGCAUUUAAGGCGACGCACCCGAACAUGCGCACCUACUACUUCUGUACUGACUCGGUCAAAGACAUGGAGUCCUGGAUGAAGGUGAUGACGGAUGCGGCCCUGGUGCACAUGGAGCCAAUCAGGAGACACGAGAGGCUGAAUGUUGAGCACCUCUCCCCACAGGAAGUGAAGCAUCUCAUCCCACAGGAAGUGAAGCACCUCUCCCCACAGGAAGUGAAGCACCUCAUCCCACAGGAAGUGAAGCACCUUUCCCCACAGGAAGUGAAGCAUCUCAUCCCACAGGAAGUGAAGCAUCACAUCUCACAGGAAGUGAAGCUCCAUGUCUCACAGGAAGUGAAGCAUCUCAUCCCACAGGAAGUGAAACACCUCUCCCCACAGGAAGUAAAGCACCUCAUCCCACAGGAAGUGAAGCAUCACAUCCCACAGGAAGUGAAGCUCCAUGUCCCACAGGAAGUGAAGCAUCACAUCCCACAGGAAGUGAAGCUCCAUGUCCCACAGGAAGUGAAGCACCAUGUCCCACAGGAAAUGAAGCACCAUGUCCCACAGGAAGUGAAGCAUCACAUCCCAAAGGAAGUGAAGCCUGUCGUCCCACAGGAAGUGAAUAAUGUGGUGAGCCAGCAGACUUUGACUCGGCCCGAAGUGCAGAAUAAUGAGCGGAACUGUGAAGCAGGGAUCCGCUGCAUUCAGGAGAGGAAGCAGAGGGAGGGAGAGAGGUAUAGCUUUGGGAAGGACAGCGUGGAGAUGGCCCUGACCAAGAUGCACAGUGCCAAGCUGCAGCCGGACCAGGCGGCAGCCAUUGUAGAAGCUGUGACAUCAUCGUCGUGCCAGUCCAACAACUCCGCCCCCCUGCAGGACAUCCAGUGCAAGGCCGAACAAGUGAAUGGGUCAGGGAACUGCAGCCUGGUGGAGGUGGGGUGUGCCCCGCCCCACCCUGCCCCUAUUUAUACCCAACCCCAGAGAGACUCCGCCCACACUCAGAUAGACUCUGCCCACACCCAACCCCAGAGAGACCCUACAUAUGUCCAACCCCAGAGAGACUCCGCCUACACCCAACCCCAGAGAGACCCCACCCAUGCCCAACCCCAGAGAGACUCCACCUACACCCAACCCCAGAGAGACCCAGCCCAGGCCCAGGCCCCUCCCAAAGAGGCCGAAAGGACCCUUCAGAGAACCAGCUCUAUGCAGCAGCUGGAGCAGUGGGUGAGAAUCCAGAGAGGAAAAAGCCAAGAGGACGACACCAGGAGUAUUGCCUCCUACCUUACUCUGCCCAGGAAGAUGCCCAGUCAGCGGGCGCAGGUGGUACCCCGCUACCCCGAGGGUUACCGCACGCUGCCCCGGAACAGGGUGAUGCGCCCGGACAGCAUCUGCAGCCUCGCCCCGUCACUGUACGACCGGGUGCUGGGGCCGCCCCCGUCGGCGGCGGAGAAGCGGCGCUCCAUGCGAGACGAAACCAUGUGGCAGCUGUACGAGUGGCAGCAGAGACAGGCCUACACCAAGCAGGGGCUCCCCAGGGGUGCCUACAGCACCCUCCCCACCGCCAAAACCAUGAGCAACCUCUCUGACUACGCCACCCCCUCCAUACCCCCCUCGCCCUCCCACGGCUCCCUGGCCCACUACCAGGGCUACUCCACCCUGCGGCCCUACUCCACGGACUUCCCCCCCACGCUCACCUCACACCACUUCCAGGGGGGCAUGACCCUGGACCGCCGCCACAGAAUGCACCUGACCAAGUAUGCCUACCCGCCUGACCGCAGGACCUUGACCGCUGGGAUGGCUGUUCAGACCAUCACUCCGCAGUACCUGCAGGGCAAGACGCCAGAGGAGCUGACCCUGCUGCUGAUCAAACUGCGCCGGCAGCAGGCCGAGCUCAACAGCGUGCGGGAACACACGCUAGCACAGCUCCUGCAGCUUAAUCUCGAUGCCUCCAACCCAAAGAAUGAGAUUCUUUUGCAUCACCUCCAAAGGAACCUCAUGUACCUGGACAGCCAGAUGAAAGAGAAUGACCCUAUAAUCAUCAUGAGUCACACAUUGAUUGAGAACUUGGCUCCAAGGCCUCAACUGUACCAGCAAACGCCCCCGGAGGACUACAGGGACAAUUCCUACAUCUACCGGCCAGAUGAGCUCGACAUUGACGCAAAGCUGAGCAGAUUGUGUGAGCAGGACAAAGUCGUGCGGACACAGGAGGAAAAGCUGCAGCAACUCCACAGAGAGAAGCACACCCUGGAGACGGCCCUGCUGUCUGCCAGUCAGGAGAUCGAGUCGAGCGCCAGCGACCCCGCAGCCAUGCAGAGCGUGGUGCAGCAGAGAGACCUGCUCCAGAGCGGCCUACUGAGCACGUGCAGAGAGCUGACCCGCGUCACCGCCGCCUUAGAGAGGUCGUGGAGGGAAUAUGACCGGCUGGAGAGUGAUGUCACUCAGGUCAGGAAUAAUCUGCUGGAGCAGCUGGAAGCCCUGGGGGCGCCUCAGACGGAGCCACCCAGCCAGCUGCAUGUGCGCAUCCAGAAGGAGCUGUGGAGGAUACAGGAUGUGACAGAGGCCCUGAGCAAGAACAGACCCCAGAGAAGCACUGACAAUGCUGGUUUAUCCACUAAAUACAAGAGCGAGGAGGACUUGGUAGCGCCCCCUCGGCCCCCCCUCCCGCAGCAUUAUGACAUCAUGGAGUUUCCGCCUGUGGUGCCCCCCCUGCCCACGGGCCGCGUUCCCCCCCACCGGCCGGAGGAUCGGAAGCCCGGCCAGAGGAACGCAGCGCACAGCGGCGCAGACUACCGGCUGUGUAAGAGUGAGCCAGAGCUGACCACAGUGAGGGAGGUGGAGGAGAGCGGUGGGGAGGACAAGGCCGAGACCAUGACAGAGAAAGAGGCGUCCAGCACCAAAGGUGGGUCCUAUCCUGUCGGGGUUGUGUCCCCGAGAACCAGGUCACCUGUUCCCGAGUCCUCGACCAUCGCCUCCUACGUUACACUUAGGAAGAGCAAGAAGCCCGACCCACAAAUGGUGGAGCAGCUGUGUGUCGCAGAUGUGGCACGGCGCAGGAUGACUGUGGAGGAGCAGCUGGAGAGGAUCCGCAGACACAGGCAGGGCCCUCUGAGAGAGAGGAAGACUCCGCCCUCGCGCUGCCCCUACCGCACUCUGCAGAGCCGAAAGAGGAGUGAGGGAAUCUCCAUCAACAUUCAGGAGCUGGAGACAUCACUACAUGACCAGGAGGUGAAGGAGAAGCCAAAGGUGAAGGAGGAGGAAGUAAAGGGGCAUGAAGUGAGGGAGAAGGAGGGGGAGCUGGUGGAGUUAAAGGAGAAGCAGGACCAGGAGGUGGAGCAGGAGAAGGUGAAGGUCAGCAAGGAGGAGCAGGAGCUAGAGGUGAAGGAGCAGGAGAAGGUGAAGGACAACAAGGAGGAUCAGAAGGGAAAUGAGCAGGAUGAGGUAGGGGAGAAGGAUCAGAAGGAGGAUCAAGAGGUACAGCUGGUGAAGGAGGACGAGGAGCAGGAGGUGGAAGAGGAGAAAGAGGUGGAGCUGGCAAAGGAGAAGGAGAAGGAGAAAGAACAGGGAGUGCAUCUGGAGAAGGAGGAGAAGGAGAAACAAGAGGUGGGACUAGUGAAGGAGAAGGAGGAAGAACAGGGAGUACAGCUGGAGAAAGCGGAAGAGGAGCAGAAGGUGGAGCUGGUGAAAGAGAAGGAGGAGGAACAGGGGGUGCAACUGGAGAAGGAAGAGGAGCAGGAGGUAGAGUUGUUGAAGAAGAAGGAGGAGGAGAAGGAUGGGGAGCUCUUGAAGGAGAAAGAAGGGGAGCAGGACAUGGAGCUGGUGAAGGAAAAAGAAGAGGGGCAGAAGAAGGAGGAGGAGCAGAAGUUGGAGCUGGUGAAGGAGAAGGAGGUAGAGGAGGAGGAGACCCAGGCAGAGGAGAUUGCACCGGUGACGGAGAAGGAGCUGAAGGAAGAAGAGUUGGAGAAGGCACAGGUGGAGGAAAUCGCCCCGAUGAAGGAGAUGGUGCAGCUGAACCGAGAAUGCCUCAGCACCAAAGGAAAUGAGCCAUGUGGAGAGUCAAAGCCUCAGGAUGAGUGGGACAGACAGGAGGAGGCUGAUGGAAUCAAAGGUCUCAUGACCAAAAACAGACAGAAUGUGGUACCGGCAGUGGACUUUACCGCCAGGGGUGAGGAAGAGGAGGAGGUCACAGAAAAAGAGCAGAAGAUGAUCAGCAUCUCCUAUGAGCUGGAGCCUGAGAUGGUUCUUUCGUCUACAGUGACAAGCCUACCAUCUCCACCUCUGCCCCCGACCCCCCCUUCUGCGCCCUCACCCCCCCAGCUGGUGGAAGGCUCCCACUUCAUGUGUGUGUAGAGGACAUAGGAACUGCAGCUCACUCAGCCCCUCCCCACCCUGCCAGCAGGUGGCAGUGCAGACUGACAGCUGAGAGAGGCCAGGCUGGAGACAUGAUGCGAAAGGAUGGCUCGCUGCGCAGAUCAGCAGGAUGGAGAACAGAAAGCUCUGCCACAGUUUGUGCACAUGGAACUGCGCAGAUGGUCAUGUGGUCACAUGACCUGGUCCAUGCUUGUGACAAAAACUGUGAACUCACCCUCUGAGAAAAAAAAAACACAAGAGGACAUGAUCUAUUCUUCAUGCUAGUAUUAGUAUGAUUAUAUUGUUAUAUUGUUAAUGUAAUAAUCUCUGAGUUAGAUUAUAGCUUAAAGAAGAGUUUUCAUUAAAAACAUGCAGGUGCGCAUCAACCACAGUGACCUUUGACCCCUGUGGAGAGUCUUCCUCACACCAGUCACUUAGGCACCCACAUUCACAUAUUCUCUCUCUGUCUCUCUCUCUAUCUCUCUCUCUCACUCUCUCUCACACACACAGAAACA